CAAUUCUUCAUUUCAUAUGAUCAAUCAUAUCAACAUAUCAUCAUAUCGUCAUAUCAAGAUGAACCCUCCAUAUCAUCAAAUUCCUGCUGUUGAAACAGACGCUCUUCUCGAACGUCACCGUCACGUUGAACACGAGUCCACCAAACCCCCUUACAUCCACCAUCUCACCUCUGAAAUCGACCCGCGAUGGGGGGAUCUGCUGCUUCUCUUCUGCUACAUCAUCACUGGACUGCUGGAUAGUUCUGCUGUAUCUAUCUGGGGCUCUUUCGUAUCAAUGCAGACUGGCAACACGGUCUAUCUUGGCCUGGGCCUGGCAGGAUUGGACUCCGGCCGAUGGAUUAAAUCGCUCAUCUCGAUUGGCAGUUUCUGCAUUGGAUCGUUCUGCUUCGCGACAUUCCAUCGCUUCUUCCCUCCACGACAAAGAUGGGUUCUGUCGUUUUCAUUUCUCACCCAGAUGACCUGCAUCGCAGUCGCAGCGAUCAUCGUCACGAUGCAUCCAUCAACCAAGGACGAGCUGAGCUGGAAAGUGGCCGUUCCGUUAUCUCUCGUUGCCUUUCAGAGCAGCGGACAGGCAGUCACCAGCCGUGUGCUGGACUUUACCAGUCUGACCAGCGUGGUUCUUACGAGCAUCUACUGUGAUUUAUUUUCGAAUCUGCAUCUGCCCGUUUCAUCGACCUUGCGCAAUUCCGACGAGUGGAGGAGACUGGGUGCGAUUGCCUGCUUUCUCACCGGCACUUUGAUCGGAGGAAUAUGGGCCAAGAGUGAUGCUGGACUGGUUGGUGCUUUAUGGACAGCAGUUGUUUUCAAAGGAUUGAUUGCUGCUGUUUGGCUGGGAUGGAGAAAGCAGGAGUAGACACUGGAUACAGCUACAUGGAUAGUGUAAUAAAUACUCAUUACUGAUAGAUAAGCCAAAUCAAACAUCAAUUCACUC
Aspergillus wentii DTO 134E9 is the source of this 931-nucleotide messenger RNA. RefSeq names its product YoaK family protein. The coding region runs from base 59 to 853 and encodes 264 amino acids. The transcript has a single exon. The record is from RefSeq and is a predicted model, not a curated record. NCBI's taxonomy places the organism in Eukaryota, Fungi, Ascomycota, Eurotiomycetes, Eurotiales, Aspergillaceae.